AUGACUGUAUUUCGCUGGGCGGACUUUCGCUGUGGUGAAUGCGACCAUGCCUUAAAGCUUUACAACACAGCCAAACCUGGUAGAGCACUGAUCAAACAAUUGACAUCAACAAUUGAUGAACAAUUUUACUUCCAUCGUCUGCUUAUCGCUAAAGAGUUCGGUGACCGCGCGGCAGAGAGGAGAGCCUACUGCAAUCUUGGAAACGCCUGCAUAUUCCUUGGAGAGUUUGAGAAGGCUACAGAACAUUACAGGAACGCUCUGCUGUUGGCGCGGCAGCUAAAGGAUUUGGCGGUGGAGGCUCAGGCCUGCUACAGUCUGGGUAACACAUACACAUUGCUGCAGGACUAUGAGAGAGCCAUCGACUACCAUCUCAAACAUCUCAUCAUCGCUCAGAAUCUCAAUGACAGGAUUGGUAAAGGCAGGGCCUGCUGGAGUUUUAAAAAUGCACAUACAGCACUAGGGAAUCAUGACCUGGCUAUGCACUUUGCUGAGAAGCAUUUGGAAAUCUCAAAAGAGGAAGGAGAUCGUAGCGGUGAGCUCCCUGCUCGCAUGAAUGUCUCAGACCUUCAGAUGGUGCUUGGCCUCAGUUAUAGCACAAACAAUUCUGUCCUUUCUGAGAACAAGGAGAUCAACUACAAACUGCACGGUGCCAGGCCCAGCAUGAGCCGGCGGCACAGUAUGGAGAAUCUGGAGCUGCUAAAACUUACACCAGACAAGAUCAAUGGCCAGAAGUGGACCAGUGACAUCCUCUUCAAGCCAUCCAAAUCCACACUGGCUAAAUCGUCCUCCAAAGUCUCCUUUGUCAAACGUUUCCGAGGCAAGAAACACAAACUGCAGAGCAGCUCCAGUAAAAUCCUCCAGGAUACCAGCAACAAACAAGAAACUCCUCAGAACAAACAUGGGAGUACAGACAUGUUAGGAGAUGAGGACUUUUUUGACCUGCUGAGUCGUUUCCAGAGCAACAGAAUGGAUGACCAGCGGUGUGCAGUACAGGAUGGGAGGAGCCAUCUGUCUGUCAAUUCUAACUCCUCCUCCCCAUCCACCACACCACCCAGAACCAUCAGGAAAUCAUUCUCAGAGUCUGCUGCGUCUCCGGGGCAGGAGCCGUUUUUCAGACUGUUGGCGAGUGCUCAGGGCAGGAGGCUGGACGAACAGAGGGCGGGAACAGGAAACAGUCUGCCCGGACUGCGCACCCUGUCUGAACACAGUAACACUAACAGCAGACACAUGAUUUUAAGUCAGGUCAUGGCCAGCAUGGACGCCACCGAGCCUGAUGACCAGUUCUUCGACAUGCUUGUCAAGUGUCAGGGGUCUCGUCUGGAUGAUCAGAGAUGUGCCCCUCCUCCUCCCUCCUCACGUGGACCCACCGUCCCGGAUGAAGACUUCUUCAGUCUCAUCAUACGCUCACAGGCCAAGAGGAUGGACGAGCAGAGAGUCACGCUGCCCACCUGCCACUAAACGUACACAUGGACCAUGAAUCAGAACUGUGUUCUGUCUGCUCAGUAAUGAUAAUGAACAAUUAUCCUUAAAUACCAUUUCAUGUACAGCAAUAAUGAGUGAUUCUAUGUUCUGUAAAUAACGCAUUUUAACUUUUUAAUCAGAUUUAAGCUCUUUGUACAUUUUGUGCUUUUUAAGGUUGUUUUAGUUUAGGAUGUAUUGCUUUGUUUUUAUGAUUAUUGCAAAGAAUUACACCAAGUCUUUUGUUACAAGUUGUUAUUUAACAUUUUUGCUAUCACUGUUUGCCCUUUAUUUAGUGCGAGAUGUGUAUUUAAGAGACAAAGAGCACUGUAUUUUUGUAAAAUAACAGAAUUAAGGUAGCAAGGAAGUGGUUAAACUAGAAAAGAAAUAUAACUACAAUAUGUCAAAAUACAACAAAAAUGAAUUUGACAUGACUAUAGAAAUAAAAACCUCUAUAGAAACAUUUAA
This is a messenger RNA of Myxocyprinus asiaticus (Chinese sucker), 1926 nucleotides long. RefSeq names its product G-protein-signaling modulator 2-like. The coding region runs from base 1 to 1458 and encodes 485 amino acids. Gene Ontology annotation, molecular function: GTPase regulator activity; protein binding. Lineage: Eukaryota; Metazoa; Chordata; Actinopteri; Cypriniformes; Catostomidae. The record is from RefSeq and is a predicted model, not a curated record. The transcript is spliced from 9 exons.